Messenger RNA from Triticum urartu, 910 nucleotides. RefSeq lists its product as uncharacterized. The record is from RefSeq and is a predicted model, not a curated record. Lineage: Eukaryota; Viridiplantae; Streptophyta; Magnoliopsida; Poales; Poaceae.
UCCUGCCACCUCUUAGCAAAAGCGAGGCACUCUACUUACCGAAGCUACUCCGCCCGCCCCCACCACCUUGUCGAUCGGCGAGCGAGCGCCAUGGGCAACUGCCUGAACAAGGCGUCUACGCAGCAGCGGCGGCGCGGCCACGGCGAGAGGGUGGCGCCGGAGGUGAGGGAGGAGGAGGAGGAGCUCAGGAGCAUCGGCCAGGUGCUGCUGCAGGAGGAAGAGGAGGAGGAGGAGGAGGUCCCGGCGUCCGCGUCGCCGGCGGCCGGGAUGAAGGUGAAGGUGGUCCUGACGAGGGCGGAGCUGGAGUGGCUCAUGGCGCAGCUCAAGAGCGGCGAGCAGCGCCUCGAGGACGUCCUCCGCCAGAUGGGCAACGCCCGCGCCGACGACGACAAGCCGCCGCGCGCCGACGCCUGGCGCCCGCGCCUCGAGUGCAUCCUCGAGUGCCCCGAGCCUGCCGACGCCACCUAGCGCAACCUACACACGGCGCCCAGCCGGCCGUUCUCUCUUCUAUCCGGCGAUCAGAGCUUGAUCUCCUCCAUGGUGUACUAGCUUUCUUGCUCAGAUCCGCCCGUGUGCAUGCUGUGAUCCAUGGAGAGGCUUCUUGUUUUUGUGUUUCUCUCCAAAGGAUGGAUCCAUGGAUCGGAGUGGCUUGAUCUAGGAUGAACACCAACUGUACUAUGUAGCCCGUUAGAGCAGUAGCAGUAGCUUGAUCUCUCACCUCACUGGUGUUUGUUGUGCACUUGUGCUCGUAUGUGGGUUUUGCUCUGUCCGCUUGUUUUGGUUUUUCUUUUUCUUUUUCCUUUUCUGUUUUGUUUGUAAAUAGUGUGGCCUCAAACCAAAUGGCAACGUACCGUCCGCUGCAGUUUUGCAUCUCGGAUCGGACAUGAUCAGAUGUGACAAUUUUAGCUCU